UUACAUAAUAGCGCGCUCCUGGGCUCCGCCCGCCUCGCUCGGGAGGUGCGCGGGCUCCUCCGCCCAGAGAGCGGCUGGCGCGGCGCAGCGCGGCGAGUCUCGGGGCGGGCCGGGGGCGGCUCCGGUGCAGGGAAAGUUGCGCGGCCGGUCGGGUCGCUGAGCUCGGCGCCGGACAGCAGCGGAGCCCGCACCCCGGCCCGGAGUGGCCGGCGGCAGGAGGGCGCUUCGCGGGCCGCUGGCGAUGGAGCUCGAGGAGGGGGACGAGCUGGCCCGGCUCCGCUCCCUCUUCGUGGCCUGCGACGUGAGGGGCUCGGGGCGCAUCGAGCGGGCGGAGUUCGGCUCGCUGUGCGCCGAGCUGCGGGUGCGGCCGGCCGAGGCCGAGGCGAUCUUCCGGCGGCUCGACACGGACCGCGACGGGGCCAUCACCUUCCAGGAGUUCGCCCGCGGCUUCCGCGGGGCCAGCCAGCGGCCGCCGGGGCAGGACGAGGAGGAGGCGUGGGGCGCGGCGGGGCCCAACCAGCCCUGGCGGGAUUUCGAGCUGCGGCUCGGGAGCGAGGCCAGAUACGUCCCCAGGCAAGAGCAGGCUAGUGUUCUGUAUGCGAACAUCAGCUUAGUGGAACCAAGAUUAAUUCAGCCUUAUGAACAUGUUAUUAAAAACUUCAUCCAAGAGAUCAAACUUCAAAGCAUGGAGAUGGAAAGCUUGGCCAUAGCUGUAAAAAGAGCUCAGGAUAAAGCAGCAAUACAGCUCAGUGAGAUGGAGGAGGAGAUGGAUCAGCGGAUACAGGCUGCAGAACACAAAGUCAAGAAGGAAGAGAAGCGGAAAGCUGAAGAGGCAUUAAAUAAUCUCAAGCGUCAGUAUGAGAAUGAAGUUGGUGAACUUCAGGUGACAAUAAAAAAACUUAAAAAGCUGGAAGAACAGUCAAAGAACAUAAAUCACAGAGAAGAUUUGGCUGAAUUAAAAAAAAGAAUACACGAAUUGUCAUGGGAAAAUCAGAAACUUAAAAAAGAUCUUUUAGAAGCACAGACAAGUAUAGCUUUUCUUCAGAGUGAAUUAGAUACUUUGAAAAGUGAUUAUGCAGAUCAAAGUUUGAGCUCAGAAAGAGACCUGGAAAUGGUCCGAGAAUACACUGAAGACAGAGAGAGCCUGGAAAGACAAAUUGAAAUACUUCAAUCAGCUAACAGAAAACUACAUGACAGCAAUGAUGGUUUAAGGAGUGCACUAGAAAACAGUUUAAGCAAAUGCAACAGAUCACUGCGUCUAACAAACAUCUCCCCGGGAAAUACAAUUACUAGAAGCAGCCCCAAAUGUAAUGGUGGUCAGUCUCCUCAAAAUCCACGAUAUGACAGAUCAUCUCGUUCUUCCUAUGUGGAUGAAGAUGAGUGUUUAGCCCUUUGUGACCCUCUGCAAAGGAUAAACUGUGAUGCUGAUAGCUUGUCUGAAAGCUGCUUUGACAGUGGUUUGUCUACCUUGAGAGACUCAAACGAAUAUGAUUCAGAAGUGGAAUGGAGACAUCAAAGAAAUUUUCAAAGGCCACACUGUAUGCAGGACAGUUCUGGUGGUGAUGCUUCUGAUACAGAUGUUCCGGAGAUCAGGGAUGAAGAGGCUUAUAGCCCUGACAACAGCAGUAUAGCAGAAGACUGGAAAUCCUCCCAACCAGUCAGUCGAAGCAGCUCUAGUGCUUCAACAAGGAGGUGUCUCCCUGCCCUCUCUCCACAGACAGACACAAUAGACUGUAACCCGAAAUACCCUAAUUCAGAGAAGGCUUACAAGAUCGUUCUUGCUGGAGAUGCAGCAGUAGGGAAAUCCAGUUUCCUUAUGAGACUUUGCAAGAAUGAAUUUCGAGGAAACACCAGCGCAACUCUGGGAGUUGAUUUUCAAAUGAAAAGGCUUGUUGUUGAUGGAGAACCUACAGUGCUCCAGCUAUGGGACACAGCAGGACAGGAGAGAUUUCGAAGUAUUGCCAAGUCGUAUUUCAGAAGAGCAGAUGGCGUGUUACUGUUGUAUGAUGUGACAUGUGAAAAGAGUUUUCUUAAUGUACGAGAAUGGGUGGAUAUGAUUGCGGAUGCAACUCACGAGAAUAUUCCAAUCAUGAUGGUUGGUAACAAGGCAGAUCUUCGCCAAACAGUUUCAGAACAAGGACAAAAAUGUGUAUCAAUCAACUAUGGAGAAAAAUUGGCCAUGACUUAUAAUGCACUCUUUUGUGAAACAAGUGCUAAAGAUGGAUCUAAUAUUGUAGAAGCAGUUCUUCAUCUUGCUCGUGAAGUGCGAAAAAGAAGUGACAAUGAAGACACAGGGUCCGUAACCAACCUGGCUGAGCCAACUGUCAAAAAAUCGACACUAAUGAAGAACUGCUGUAAUAUAUAAUUAACAAAUUCCCUUUCUGCCCUAAAUAAUUUUACUUUUGUAUUUUUAUCACUUUUAAAAAUGAAGGACUUACAUGAGGUUGUUCUCCUUACUAUGGAUUUAUAUGUAUAUAGUAGUUGCAAAACUUGAGAAAUUCAGUUCCUACUUUCUGCUGCUCUGCACUUGUGCACUUGCCUUGCCUCACAGGCUGUGGUUUGAUCUCACUUAUAUCAGUGUAUGUCAAUAAAAUUAGAGAAAUUACAUUGGUUUAAAAAUGGUCUGAGAUCAGAAUCAAGGCUUCUACUUUUGCCGGGAAUUUAUGAUAGUCAGUACAGUACUGUAUUUUCAUUUCAUUCAUCUAGACAUUUCCUUAUAAAGUGAAAGAGGUUUCACAAACUGAAGACACUAUAAUAAUUUAUUUUAAACCCAGGAUAUUCAGAGCCCAGGGGAAAUUCCAUCGUUACUUCAUCUAAUUUUGCCUAGGACCGCAAAUGUAGGUCAAAUUAGACCUGUAUGAAAUAUUCACAACAAACCACCCAGCCACUUGAAAGUUACCUAGGUUUGUCCAGGUUUGUCAAAUUUUUGAACUUUUCAAGUGAGCUAGCUGAGUUUUGAGCAUACCUCGGCAAAUAUAUGGUGUUGCAUCUAUAAAGCAAAACUCAAGUCUGAUCCCACACAGAUCAAAACUGGAGGAAAUACUUGCAUGAAUCCUGCAAAGCAAAAAGACAAAUUAUAUACUGCUCUAACCUCAAGAGAGGUCACAGUAUCUGCAGGAUUUAGGAACACUGGGAUGAAUUAAUGAUACAUUUCCUGCCUGUUUAUAAAUGAGACUGUUACUAUUAUUAUAGGGGAAUGUGAAUUGUCCCUUCCUUCUUGUUCUUCAAAUGUUUGCCAUUGAUAUAUAUGACAAUUUAGACAGUUAAAGUGAAGGACUCUAAUAGUACAGAAGAGUCUGUAGUAAUCUGUUUUCUUAGUGAAUCUUUAGGCCUUAAACCACCUGUUAGCAGCUGUACAUGCACAAGACUCCAUAUUAAAUUUUUAUUAAAGGGAUCAGUCAGCAUGACCAUGAGCCACUUUCCAAAAAUCAGGCAAUACUGUUCCCAUCAAGGUAAGGCCGAGGAGACUCAACUCCACGCGAAGUCAGUGG
Messenger RNA from Mauremys reevesii (Reeves's turtle), 3491 nucleotides. It is a transcript of the gene RASEF, whose product is annotated as RAS and EF-hand domain containing. Gene Ontology annotation, molecular function: GTP binding; GTPase activity; calcium ion binding. NCBI's taxonomy places the organism in Eukaryota, Metazoa, Chordata, Testudines, Geoemydidae. The transcript is spliced from 17 exons. The coding region runs from base 242 to 2365 and encodes 707 amino acids. The record is from RefSeq and is a predicted model, not a curated record.